Molecule: messenger RNA, 2227 nt
Organism: Toxoplasma gondii ME49
Lineage: Eukaryota; Apicomplexa; Conoidasida; Eucoccidiorida; Sarcocystidae
Product: inosine triphosphate pyrophosphatase, putative
Exons: 7
Coding region: 548-1216 (222 amino acids)
Biological process (GO): nucleoside triphosphate catabolic process
Cellular component (GO): cytoplasm
Molecular function (GO): nucleoside triphosphate diphosphatase activity
Source: RefSeq, a predicted model, not a curated record
AUAAGCUUAAUGCAGUGACGGGUACCAAAGCAGCAGUGAAAAGAGCUCGAAAUAUGCCGGCAACGUCUCACACAAGGCGGACAUUGACAGCCUGAUUCGCCAGCGCGUGAUGUCUGUCGACUGCUACAGUCGCAGAAGUCAAUGAGCAAGCUUUCAUUGCUCCACCAUUGUGCAACUGCUGAAUAAAAAUAGUUGUCUACGCGUUUUGAGUUUUUGUACAAAUGAUAACUUUUGGAGUGUGUGCUGUUCAGCGGACUGCGCAGAUACUGAAACAUUUGCGUGAGUGUGCUUCUCCCAAAGAGACCACGAAGCAGGGUCGUUGUCAAUAGAAAAACGGCAGCUCACCGGUUUGCUGUUUCUUUCGUUCGCUGGCUAAGCGUUUACGAGAACAAGCUUUCAUGUCUGCACUUCUGGACCGCACCAAGUUUCUUUCCCUGUGUUGCUUGUGAAUACAUGUCCAGCUGGUUUGGCCGCGGCCCCUUUCCCUCUGGCCAGCAUUUGUGUGGACCAACAAGCGUGUUUUUCCUCAUCCCGCUCUGUCUACGUGAUGGCGGAAAACGGAGGAGUGGGUCUCGCUGGUACAGCGCCUGAUGACUCGCGACCCCUCAUUUUUUUCUGCACUGGCAAUGCCAACAAGCUGGCGGAGGUCCAGCAAAUCUUAGCGGAUCAAGAUGUUCGUCUUGUUGCGGCAAAUGUUGACUUGCCCGAGCUUCAAGGCGCAUCGCCUGCGGAGAUCGCAGAGGCCAAAUGUCGAUCGGCUGUGCGCCAGUUGCACCUUUCCGAGGCUGAACUUUCGCGGAACGCACUCGUGAUGGUUGAAGACACUUGUCUGUGCUUCAACGCCCUCAAGGGUUUACCAGGGCCAUACGUGAAAUGGUUUCUGCAGAAACUUGGACCAGAUGGCCUUCCUAACCUCCUAGCGGCGUAUGAGGAUAAGAGCGGCUAUGCGUUGUGCACACUGUGUGUCGCAGAGAUUGGCCGAGUUACAGAGGAAGGCGGCGAACCAACUUUCCACACGCUUGAAGGCCGCACAGACGGCAUUAUUGUGCCGGAACCACGAGGACCGCGCACUUUCGGCUGGGAUCCAAUCUUUCAGCCUCAUGGUUUCAAGUUGACCUACGCAGAAAUGGAUAAGGCUGUGAAGAAUUCUAUAUCACAUCGAUACAAGGCAAUGGAGGCACUUAAGAACUUUUUGUCGCGUACGAUGCGGCGCUGACAGACUCCGCGGCGCACAUCAUCGGCCACUUCCUCCCCCCAACCCCGUAAAAUUCGGGAUACCGAGUGCUCGGAAUGACAAUUUGCCUACGCACGAAUUCCACAGGCGCCCGCAUGCACGUUACUAGAAGGGACAUACUCUUGACAGACAACGGAAUCGAACCGCUGCGUCCCUAUGGUCCAAGUGACGCAAUUUUGUGAGAAGGCCAGCUUGUAUCUUGAUUGCUUCCACCGACGGUAAAGGUGCCAAUGGACAGAGGAGCAGCCGCAUUUUUCGUAGAACCUCCCUCUCCGUUUCCACGUUGUCACUGUGUCAUGUUCACCGAGCGGAGCUGGGUCGUGGGCGCUUUUGAGAACAAAGUGUCAAUCUCCAUGAUUUCUGCGGAGUUCCACCACUUUUUGUUCAGGUGCUGACACAUACUGGUGCUUUUUGUGUGGUUCCGGUCCCACUGCAUGAGCCUGAGGAACCUCGACAUAGCGCGUCCCGCGUGAUCAUGCAUGCUUUCGUCCACGUGGUGGCUUGGGCAUUAACUUAUACCGGGAGCAUGUUUUAGCCGGGUCAUUGAACAUGACAAGUUUACUUCUUCGCAGCACCACACAUCAUGACAGAGCUGCAGUUUGUGCUUUUCCGCAAAGGAACGUCAAAAUAUCUUGCUGUAUGCACACGAUUUACCUGCGAUGUAAUUGGUGGGAGGAAUUUCUUCCGCAAACUCUUGUAUUCCCUUAAUCGCGUUUGUAGCAACUGUUCAAUGGGAGAGAGCUGCGGGUUGCCGAGCUUCUUGAUACACGUAUAUCCUUUCUGCUCUUCACGUAUGCGACACUAAAUUCAGACGUCUAGCAAACGCAUGACGAGUGCAUAACAAUCCCACUGCACCAUUAGCAGUGAGCGUCUUCCGUCAAGAGCCACACGAGAGAAAUGCCAAAGCAAAACCGUAUCACGAGAUUCCAAGUAGACAAGGUUGAAAACCGCAGAUUUCUCAACAACAUGGGCAUGCUAGAAGGACACAUUUGA